Molecule: messenger RNA, 369 nt
Organism: Aspergillus thermomutatus
Lineage: Eukaryota; Fungi; Ascomycota; Eurotiomycetes; Eurotiales; Aspergillaceae
Product: ubiquinol--cytochrome-c reductase subunit 7
Exons: 4
Coding region: 1-369 (122 amino acids)
Biological process (GO): mitochondrial electron transport, ubiquinol to cytochrome c
Source: RefSeq, a predicted model, not a curated record
AUGUCCGCUCCUUCUCUCACCAACUACAUUGUCAAGCGCCCAUGGCUCAAGCGCUGGAUGAUGCCACUUGCCCAGUGGUACACCGACGCCGCCGGCUACAGGAGACUCGGAUUGAGAUUCGAUGACCUGAUUCCCGAGGAGAGCGACGUUGUUCAGACGGCCCUUAAGCGUCUUCCUCCCAAGGAGGCCUACGACCGCGUCUUCCGUAUCCGCAGAGCUUUCCAGUGCUCCGUUUCCCACACCCUGCUUCCCGCUCACGAGCAGACCAAGCCCGAGGAGGACGUCGAGUACCUGAGCCCCAUCAUCCGCGAGAUCGAGAAGGAGAACAAGGAGCGUGAGGACCUCGACACCCUCGUUGUUAGACGGUAG